AGAUAUAUGACGAUAACUGUCAAUUAUAUAAUACUAUCAAAAACUGAAAUACACCACAGUGCUCGGUCACCAUACACCGCUGGAGCUGCUGUUGUAGGGACCUUUUAUCAAAUUUGACACAAGGUUAUCAUCGGACGAUUUCUCUUUACUGCUUUUACUUCGUUACGCAAAAUGCGCACUGGUGACAGGUGCGUCAAAUGACAUUCUUCGAAAAGAGUGAAAUCGAUUUGAAAAUAUUGAUUGAUUGAUUAAUUAAUAGGAAGUGAUGCCGUAUUGAAUAGUUCUAUAAGAAAUGAUAACUAAAGGGGAGCAGGUUCAUGAGGAGGAUUGGGUUGUGGGGACAUGACAAGCAUUGAACCUUGCGCUUUUGCGCAUCAGUAUAACGGAUCCGGUGCAUCGCAGGUUCACAGCGGCUUCUAGAAAGAGAUGUAUGAGAUUCAACCCGCAAAACUAAAGAAUUUUACACUUAUGAUGUAACAGGGGAGUUUUGGACAGCCCUCAGUCUCCGCCAAUGAAAGUAUGGACAGGGUUCAACACCCAUUUUGAGGGGUUCAGUAUAAAGUACUGACUUAAUCAUUCGAUACACGUAUUGAGUUUUUAUCGCAUUGUCAGUCUUUGGAGCGUGAUAUUUAAAAACGAAUACAUAAUAAGUUUUUUUGCUCAAAGAUAAGGGGAAAAAAAUGUCUUUUGUGGUGAAAAUGAAUGGGGUCCAGAAUGACAUCCACAGUAAUGGCAUCAAUGGGAACUUCAAGAACGGGAACAGUGUGCAUCAUGUGAGCAUUAGCACUCUUGUCAACCCCUCCAAACUGAAGAACCAAAGACAGAGAUGGACCGUCAGAGCAUCAGAGAUGUCCAAGAACACACUCAACCCCAUCCGAGCUAUAGUGGAUGGGAUGAAACUCACCCCCAACCCUGACAAGCCUAUGAUUGCCCUUUCCAUUGGUGACCCAACUGUGUUUGGGAAUUUGCCAACAGAUGACUCUGUUUUACAAGCAAUGAAGGAGGCGAUAGACUCGCACAAAUACAAUGGCUAUGCUCCUUCAGUAGGUUACCAAAAGAGCAGAGAGGCUGUGGCAAACUUCUGCAGUCGCCUAGAAGCUCCACUGGAAGCCAAAGAUGUGAUCUUGGCCAGUGGUUGUAGUCAGGCUAUAGAAUUGGCCAUCGGAGUGUUGUGUAACCCAGGAGAUAAUAUAUUAGUUCCAUGUCCUGGGUUCUCCCUCUACAAGACACUGGCAGUGUCGAUGGGCAUCCAUGUCAAGCUUUACAAUCUGCUGCCAGAAAAAUCCUGGGAGAUUGAUUUUCAGCAUCUAGAGAGUCUGAUUGAUGAGAAAACAACCUGCAUGAUUGUCAACAACCCAUCCAAUCCUUGCGGCUCUGUGUUCAACAAGGAGCACCUGCAGAAGAUACUCUCUGUUGCCUCAAGAAACUGCAUCCCUAUACUUGCUGAUGAAAUCUAUGGAGACAUGGUGUUCCCUGGCUGUGACUUUCACCCUAUGGCACCUCUCAGCAGUGAUGUGCCCAUCCUGUCCUGUGGUGGUCUGGCCAAGCGGUGGUUAGUUCCAGGAUGGAGGAUGGGUUGGAUCCUCAUCCAUGAUCGUAACAACAUUUUUGGAACCGGAAUUCGGGAAGGUCUUGUGAAAUUGAGCCAGCGAAUUUUGGGACCCUGUACCGUGGUCCAGGGAGCAUUAGAGAGCAUUCUGAAUAAUACACCAUCAUCAUUCUACCAAAGCACAAUCAGCUUCCUUAAGUCAAACUCAGAGAUAUGUUACUCAGAGUUGUCAACUGUUCCCGGACUGAAUCCAGUGAUGCCAUCUGGAGCCAUGUACAUUAUGGUGGGCAUUGAGAUGGAGCAAUUCCCAGAAUUCCAAAAUGAUGUGGAGUUCACUGAACGACUGGUCACAGAGCAAUCUGUGUUCUGCUUGCCUGCUACGGCAUUUGAAUAUCCAAACUUCUUCCGAAUUGUGGUAACAGUACCAGAGGUGAUGAUGGUGGAGGCGUGUGUCCGGAUCAGAGAAUUCUGUGCACGCCAUUAUCGACCUUGCAGUCAAGACAGCAAUGAAUUGGACCAAUGAAAUAAACAGACAUAGAGAGACGUAGAAAAAGGAGGAAAGGAGAGGUUAAAGGGCAGACUGGAUGACAUGGCAGGCUAAUGUGCACAAAGCUGCAGAAUGAGAGUGUAGAAAGAGAGGAAACAGAUAUUUGCAUUACAUGAGACAAAGGUCUGAAAAUACAGUGGGAUAUGAAUCAUACAUUUUAAAUCUCCUAUAAUACCUUACAAGCCUGGCCGGAUGUAAGGAUGAACAGGGGUGGACCAAACGGGAGUCUUGCCCACCCAAUCAAACGUUUGGCACAGCAUUAAAUAAAAUAUUCGAUUUUUAACAAUUUGUGCAUUGGUUAGAAGCAAUUUGGGGGCAGGCUAUUUGUUGCAAACAUUGAGGGUGGGCUGUACCGACCCAACCAAUCACAUAAUAGCCCCAGAAAUGUUUUGUAUUUUUCUAUUUUUGUCAUUGGCCGAAAGCAACGAACGCAAGAAGCGGCUGCUUCAAAACAGAGAGUACGAGACGUCACGUGAGCGAGAUUGGAAGUAUCGCGAUAUUAGAUAUUAAGUGCCCGUAAAGAAGCCUGGCGGUGUCUCUAGCAUAGAUAUUAUAUAGAUGAUGUCUAUGGUCUCUAGCAGUGACUAUAUGUGGCUUUUGUUAAUGUAUCACUGGCAACCUCUUCCCACUCUUAAAAAAAUCUCCCUCUCUCUCCACCUCAGCUUCCAAAAAUCAUGCGCGGAUGUUCGCGAAAUGGAAACUUGACCUGAACUGUAAAGCACCACACCAGCCAAUAUUAGCUGAUGGUCCCGUUCGUGGCACUGGCUGAAUACAGUGUUUUACAGGACGCAUGUUUCUGUUUCCCCUGUUGUACGUUCGGUGUCGCUGAGAGAUGCUGUCUUCACCUCUUGUCUUAAAACUCUUUUAUUUACAUAUUUUUACAGUGCUGUGAUAGUUUGUUGUUUUUUGUAAUUGCGCUUUUAAGCUACUCGAUUUUUGCGAUGAAAAGAGCCUAUGUCGCUGACAUGGCAGUACUUUCAAUUUAUCCAUGCAUCUAUCUGUCCAUCCAUAUAAUUAUUUUGAUGUGGAUAUUGUAGUUACUGCAUUUUCACAUCAAGUCUUCUGUGAAUUGUAGCAUAUGAGCCAAACUCGUCUGUCACAGAACUCAAUUUUUCGUUUAGCCUUUGUAAGGAAGUAUAAUUGCUAAUUACAUUUCUAUUUAAUCAAGUCAAAGAGAAAUAAUCAUCAUCAUUUAUAUAAAAUAUAUUUAUAUAUUUAUAUCAUCAUCAAAAUAUAAUUACUUCUUUAAGCAGUUCCCAUCUUUAGUCAAAUUUGAGGUUCUUAAUCUUAUAUGUUACUGAACUCUCCAUCUAAUAUAUUUCCUUUCACUCCAUCCUUAUAUUCCUCCUUGAUAUUAUUUCUCUCCACUCCAUCCUUGCAUUUGUGUGUACUCUGAUAUGUCCUUAAUUUGCUUUAAGGCUGGAAGUCUAUUUCUGUAUUUUAUUUAAUAAAAAUGAAGGUAAUAUACCAAUAAUAAGACUGUCAGGACACACUUCAGUAUUAUGAUUAUGUACAACGGUAAUCUGUUUAUUAUUUCCAUUGGCUAUAUUUUUAAUAUGGAGAAUACCUGUAAAAUAUAGGUGUAAUGGGCCUUAUGAUCUUAACAAUUAUGCCAUAUUAUGCCAAUUACAGACAUAAAUAAAAAAUAUUUGUAUGCUCAACCAUUUUCACAAAGAUUUUGUAGGAUUAAAAUGACAUAUAUGGUGCAUAUAAUAUGACAUCUAAUGUUCUUUUGAUUUUGAUUUUCAAGUGUUACAUAUCAAAUGCUAUUUAAAUAAAAAAUGUAUAUAAA
Molecule: messenger RNA, 3888 nt
Organism: Xyrauchen texanus (razorback sucker)
Lineage: Eukaryota; Metazoa; Chordata; Actinopteri; Cypriniformes; Catostomidae
Product: tyrosine aminotransferase-like
Exons: 12
Coding region: 681-2072 (463 amino acids)
Biological process (GO): biosynthetic process; aromatic amino acid metabolic process
Molecular function (GO): pyridoxal phosphate binding; L-tyrosine:2-oxoglutarate transaminase activity
Source: RefSeq, a predicted model, not a curated record